Molecule: messenger RNA, 3071 nt
Organism: Durusdinium trenchii
Lineage: Eukaryota; Dinophyceae; Suessiales; Symbiodiniaceae
Source: the annotation of a GenBank genome assembly
UGGCUCAAAAGACGCUUCUGACGCUUCUGCCAUGACUCGUGAUGAGCCGUGUCCCGGUGCCGCCCGGCUCGCCGCGGCCACGCUCGGCCCCGCGGCGUUUCCGGCCCCGGAAGCCCGACGGCUACGGCUACGAGAAGUUCGAGAAGCCCGACAAGCCCACGACGCACACGCCGCGCUCCUCUCGAAGCCGUGGUAAAGAGAAUGACCAUCGGGAGGAGACGGAGAAAGAGAAUGUCCUGGGGCCCUUGAUGAAAGCAAUUGCAGGGCUUUGUCAACACCGAGACCGUGGCACCGAAUUGUGGUUUCGCUUGUUGGAACCUUUGCGACGUUUGGUGCUGUGCGAGGAGGUGAAGAUUGUGGUGCGCUGCCUGGGACCACUUCCUCCAGACCCACUGCUGCCCUUCAACCAUGACGUUGAGGCACGGCGGCGUGUGUGUCCAGUGACCUUCGUGGAGACCUGGCCAGCACAGCGGAUCGAGGGCUACGCAGCCUUGACACAGCCGCAAAGCAUCCAGGUGAUGCCUUCACCAUUAGCUGCUCGACACAACUGGGAUCGCUAUGAGAUGGUGCAGCCUCACUGUACAUCAGCGCUUUGCUGCAAAGCCAGCGAAGGCCUCCGAUGCCUGGCUGCUGUGCCACUCCUGGACGCCGGGGGCAACGUUUUGGCCGUGGCUAAGUUCUUCAAUCGCCGAAAAUGGGCGGAUGGUCAAUGGCAUCCAUGCUUCAAGUUUUCGGAAGCAGAUCUGAAUGCGCUCCGCGCCUUCGCGGCGAUUUUCGCUUGUGUCGCACCAUAUCCCUUCCUGGCAUUGCUGGCUGCUCCCUUGGAAAAACCACAGGUGAAGGUCUUCAUCGAUGACUAUGGCAUUCACGCUCAGCUGUGGUGGCAAGUGCCCUAUGAGUUGGGACGUGGACCAUUGAGCCACGAGGUCUUCUACGGACCUGUGGAGCACGAUGAAUUUGAAUGCUGCACAUCUGACGCUGAGGCAAAGACCCUGUGGCGACAUGUGUCUUGCGGCUUCCUCUCGCCCCUCGAGGACCUGGAGGAUGAAGAUUUAACUUUCGAAUUCUCUGUGCCCAUUCAGAAUCAAGGUGUUGAUCAUACCUUCCGUGUGAGGUGCAGGAACCAGCACACGUCGCUGGAUUGGUCGGAACCUUCUUUGCAAGUGUCUACUUGCAUAGAGCCCCCCUAUGCGGAGCACAAGGCGGUUCGGAUGAUUCCUAUGGGCGAGAACACUUUGCAGCUUCUUUGGACUCCAUUCACUCGAAGUGGAGGCAUCAGCUUGGUGGAGUACCGGGUUCUCGCACAGGCGGAGUCCAGCGAAUCAGUGGUUGCUUGCUUCGUCUCGAACGGCACAACCGCCCAAGAGGAAGUGACAGUGUCCUGCUUGCCCAACGUCUCGUACACCUUUGCCAUCGAAGCACGUUAUCCUUUCAUUGGCUCUCGAGUCAACGUUGAGAUGGUCCACUUCACAGAUGAGCUCAAAGGAGCGCCACCCUGUACGUCAGUGAGUUUCCCAAAAAUGGAGUCUGUGGAAUCCUGCCCGGUCGGCGCUCCACCCCAGCACCAGGAGUUUUCUCGGUCUUUGACCAGCGACCGCUUCUGCUAUCAAACUGCUGAUGUGUCCUUGCCUGCUCCCCAGCCACUGGCACUUGAUUCCACCCCGGUGGAAGUGGCUGGGACCUCUGAGGGCACAAUCCCUGUGGUCCUUCGCUGGCCAUACCCCAAGGAGUUUUCGGGGCAGCUGCUCCUGCAAUACCGUGAGGCCUUGCCCGAAAGAGGAGGCGAUCGAUGUCAGGUGUCACUUUGGCAUGAGAUCAAUCCAAAUGCUUAUGUCCAAGCAGAGCUGAGGUCAAAUGAUGAAGCAACACAGGUGCGUGUGCUCCGGCUGAAAUCCGAUGCUCCUCAUGCAAUUCAGCUUCGAGUUCUCCUGCCUCGAGAUCGUGGCACAGCUUCGCCCCCUUCAGCCUGGUUCUACCCGCUCCCUCCACCAACACCAAGUGAGCUGAAGUCGCGGUUGGCCUUUGAAAAUGGUUUUCUUCUCCGGGUGUCUUGGGAACAGAAGAACAAUUCUGCAGUACAUGGAGAGUUGGGUCCAGUGGCGGGUGCCAUCCAACAUGACUUUGCUCGGGGCAACGGACCCAUAGCGACACGCUUCCAGGCUCGCAUCCGCACCGAGGGUGUCGAGGGUGCCAAGGGUGCAUGGGAGGUCUUGGAACCACAACUCUUGCCUCGACUCAGGCAAGUGCUGGAUCGAGAGGCCUACGAGUGGAGCUUGCAUGAUGUCCGCUUGGCAACUGGCCCGUUGGAGGUGCAGUUGCGCCAUGCCAAUGCCAUUCUUUGGUCAAGUUGGUCUGAUAGCAGCAUCAUCCCUGGAGCUGAAUCACCUGUUCCGGUUGGGACACUUGAAAUCGAGGAGUUGACGCCUGACUCAGUGCGGCUAUGUUGGCCUGCCUUCAUCUCUCCAUUGGGUCUUCCGCUGGAGUAUCGAGUUCAGUGCAGCGAUGGUGAUGUAUGGCAAACAGUAAGCGUCGUUGAGGACAUGCGCGAUGGUGACGAUUUGCAAUGUGUUGUCAAGUUCUUGAACCCGCACUGCUCAUAUUCAUUCAGCAUCCAAUGCCGUUACCGAGCUUUGCCCACUUUUGGGGCCAGGCUCAAAGUCGCUCAACUCGGCCGCCGAGAAUGCGCAUCAUAAUAUUGGCGCAAAGACGCCACACAGUUUGUUGCACUGUCUGGGCACUUGCAACACGCAGAAUCCCUGACAAAAUGUGGUGCCUCAUGAAUCGCCUUCUGCACAAGAUGUGCUGGAGGCAAUGUCCAUAAAACGCGUGACCCAAAAUGUGGUGCAAAACUUGAGCAAGCAAGCAUGGCUUUAUUCCGGCAUCCGAAAUUGGAAGGUGGAGUAAAAGUCCAAGCACCCCUUGUGCUGUUGCAGUGUGAAGUUGGCAGCGAAGGAUUCCUGAAGGUGACGCAGACAGACACAGAACCAGCGUAAGCGAGGUUUAGACCAAAGUAAAGACUAUGAAAAGCAUUUUGGACAGCAGUUGGGUCAUGACGUCUUCAUGUCUUGUCA